Molecule: messenger RNA, 1365 nt
Organism: Funneliformis mosseae
Lineage: Eukaryota; Fungi; Glomeromycota; Glomeromycetes; Glomerales; Glomeraceae
Source: the annotation of a GenBank genome assembly
AUGAAUCCAAUUUCUACGGAAAGCAAUGAGAAAAGGUUACUACAUAGGUCAACUAAAAAUAAAUUAAAAAUAAAAUUAGUUGAAUCGACAAUCAUUUUACAUGGAUCACCUGAAGAAUCAUUAGGUUGUUUUUUGAGAGGUGAAUUGAUUUUAAAUUUAGCUAAACUAGCAAAAAUCAAAAGACUUGAAUUGAAAUUUCUUGGAAAAAUCAAAUUAUUCAUUCCACAUACAACAGGAGAAAUAGCAGCGAGUAAUAAUUAUAUAGAAAAGGAAGUAAUUUCUCACAAUUGGACAUUUAUUGAUCAACCACAAGAUUUAAUCAAUAAUGAAGAUGAUGAUUCGUCCGUUCACAAUAAUAAAAGUCUUACAUCAAGAUUAUUUCAUUCACUUUCGAAAUCUUCAACUUCAAAGAAAUCAUUCAAAUAUCAUCAUGUAUUAUCAAAAGGAAUUCAUACUUUUCCUUUUGAAUUAUUUCUUCCUGGUACACUUCCUGAAUCCAUUAACACAAAUAUUGGAAAGAUCAAUUAUAAAGUAACGGCAAAAGUUACCAAAUCCGGAAUCUUUUCAAGAAUACGGAAAUCGCAAUAUGUCACCAUAUUACGCACCAUAUCGGAUGAGUGGAAUCAAGGAAAAGUCGUUUCAAAUGAUUGGAAUGAUCUUUGCAGAUAUGAGAUUUCAUUUCUAAAGAAAGCGUUUCCUAUCGGUGAUUGUGUGAAAAUAGAUUUGAAAUUGAUGCCUAAAGAUAAGGUUAAAUUAGACCUUCAAUAUGUUCAUAUAGAUUUGGUUGAGAGAUCCGUUUAUAAUAUAACAUCUGAUUCACAACAAAGUUUGCAGGAAAGCACAAUCUGCGGAAUCAAAAUCAAUGAUUUUAUAAAAGAAUGGAUUGAUAAAGAUUCUAAUAAUUUAAGUUCUCAUAUAUUUAAUUAUGACAAAAAUGAUUUUCAACAACAAAACGAGGAUGUAGAGGGGAUUGAUGAAUCAUUAGAACUAUGUUAUCACGAAACGAUUUCCUUUAGAAUACCAAAUUUACCUUAUAUCAUUCAUCCUUCUUAUACUUCGGAUCCAAUUACAAUCUCUCAUGAAUUAAGGUUCUUAUUUAAUAUCAAGGUUCAUGGAAAAAAUCAAUCCAAAAUAAAAAAAUUUAAACUUAUCAUCCCGAUUAUAAUUUUAUCUGCUAUAUGUAAGGAUGAUGUUUUACCUUUAUAUGAUGAUAGCGAUAAUGAUUCUUUAAUUUCGAAAAAUUCUUGGGAUGAAAUCUCUUUGGAUGAUAUUUCUUCACCUCCUAGUUAUGAAUCUUCGGUUAGCGAUGGUCGAAAUGGUAGUUUUGUGAACUGUGAGGUUUACAAUGAUGACGAUAAAAAGUGA